AUGGCCUGGGACCUGAACCGUCUGCCCCGCAUCUCCCUGCACUCUACGAGCUUAGUCAGGGCUCCGGAAGUUGCCCUCGAGAUCAGCCGCAGGGCAGUUGAAGAUCAACUAAAGAUAUGUGGCUUCAAGAGGGAUGCUGAUGUCUUGGAGCUGUUCCUUUCUCAAAAGGAUCUGACAGAGGUCAUUGAUCUAUCUAGGUUUAAAAAAUUAAAAUACUUAUGGCUACAGCACAACAAGCUCCAGGGAAUAACAUUUUUAACUAGAAACUAUUGUCUGGUAGAGCUGUAUCUGAACAACAAUGCCAUAUUUGACAUAGGAGGCCUGCACUCUCUGCCUUCAUUGUACUUACUCCUGCUACACCACAAUGAGCUAACAAACAUUGACGCCACAGUGAGGGAAUUAAAGGGGAUGCCAAAUCUGAAGAUCCUAACUCUCCACCAAAACCCUUUGUGCCAAUAUAACCUGUACCGUCUAUAUAUAAUCUGCCACCUUCCAGAAGUAGAAUUUCUUGACCGAAAACAAGUAACAGAAGACGAAAGAAGAGCAAUGAUUACCAUUUUUCACCAUGAAAGAACUCAUAUCAUUCAAUCAAUAGCAUUCAGAGGAAGAGUAGAUGCCUCGUGGAAUCCUAGAGCACCAUUUAAGCAAAAACCAGCCCAGAGAGUACCUCCAGAUUUUGCAUUUGCGAAUAAUGUAGACAAAACUGUGUUCGAUGACCCAGAAGAUGCUGUGUUGGUAAGGUCCAUGAAGAGAUCUGCUAUGGCUAUUACCUCCCUGAACUGGGACACAGUUCCAACACGAGAGGAAAAAUACCUUGAUGAGAAAGACAGAGAACCUGCUCAAAUGCUCACAGUUACACUAAGAUAAACCCUAGUAUUUCUAGAAAUCCUAGUGAAUUUCUGUUGUUUAUUAAACUUCCCUGUGAUUA
Messenger RNA from Odobenus rosmarus divergens (Pacific walrus), 928 nucleotides. RefSeq names its product leucine rich repeat containing 72 (gene LRRC72). The coding region runs from base 1 to 867 and encodes 288 amino acids. The record is from RefSeq and is a predicted model, not a curated record. The transcript is spliced from 9 exons. NCBI's taxonomy places the organism in Eukaryota, Metazoa, Chordata, Mammalia, Carnivora, Odobenidae. Gene Ontology annotation, molecular function: protein binding.